Messenger RNA from Oncorhynchus gorbuscha (pink salmon), 1375 nucleotides. RefSeq names its product leucine-rich alpha-2-glycoprotein. The transcript is spliced from 3 exons. The record is from RefSeq and is a predicted model, not a curated record. The coding region runs from base 171 to 1178 and encodes 335 amino acids. Gene Ontology annotation, molecular function: protein binding. Gene Ontology annotation, cellular component: plasma membrane. NCBI's taxonomy places the organism in Eukaryota, Metazoa, Chordata, Actinopteri, Salmoniformes, Salmonidae.
AGUGCUGAUCGCUCAUUAUUUACUCAAUGAUUAAUGAUUGUAGGGCAGGCUAUCCACCUUCCUAAUUCCCGUCUACAAUGUUGAAACCAUUCUAACUGGACGAUACAAAACAGGAGCUGGUAUAAUUUACAGCAUUAUUUUAGACAAUUAUAAAACCAGGUGCCUUAGUGAUGAAGAUCUGGUUUCUCCUUCCUCUCCUGUUUCUGGCAUGUUGUUGCCAUGGCACCUUCUCUUGCCCAGCCCUUUGCAAAUGCUACAUAUCCCCAAGAAAAACAGAGGUGGUCUGUAAUGAAGUCCCCCUCACCCAGUUCCCCUCCUACGGUCUUCCAAGCAACACAACCUCCCUCACCAUCCAGUUCACCAACAUCAGCUCCAUCUCAGAACAGCACCUGAGAGCUACACCCCUUCUACAGGAGCUCUACCUGUACAACAACAACCUGAGCACCCUUCCCUCAGAUCUCUUCAGGGGUGUCCCUCACCUGUUCUCGGUGGCUCUCUCGGGUAACGCAUUGGAUCAGCUUCCCGCCAAUGUCUUCAGCCACGCUCCGCUGCGUGACCUGGUGCUGAAGAACAACCUGAUCAGUGGUGUGGAUGCUGAUUGGCUCCCUGACAACAGUAACCUCACCUGGCUGGACCUGUCAGGGAACCGUUUGACGGCCGUACCCACAGCCCUGUUCCAGAAACUACGCCACCUGAAGAACCUUGACCUCUCCCAUAACCGCCUGGAGAAGCUCCUGGCGGGGGCACUGAAUCCUCUGAGCAGCCUAGAGAGGCUCAACCUGGAGGGGAACCAACUCAGCGCCCUGGACCCUUCCGCCUUCAGGAACACCCCAAACCUGACGCACCUCUUCCUCCAGGAGAACCAACUGGAGAAGCUUCCCCCGACUCUCCUUCAGGGGCUCCAUCGCCUCGAGUUCCUGUUUCUCAACUUCAACCGGCUUGGUCACAUCUCCAACAUCCUGCUGGAGCAGCUCUCCUCCCCAUGGACAAGCAAUUAUCUUUGGGUGGCCUUCAGCCAGAACCCCUGGGUGUGUGAUAAGAAGGUGGAGGACCUGUGGAAGUGGCUGCAGAAGAACCAGAAGAAAGCUUUCCUGGCCGAUGACAUCAGGUGUGCCAGCCCUGAGUCUCUGAAGGAACGAUCAGUUACGUCACUAACUGACAGUGAGCUAGGACUCUGAUUUAUUUUAUAUUUAGAUUAAACAAUAAGACGGUGGGGAGCUGUGGACGUGUCUCAGUAUGACCCCGGGGAGAGUGUUCUUUCUGGAGGAGGUGAAAUGUGCCAGCCCUGGUUGUUAAGGACCAGCGGUUGUGUCUCUGACAGAGAAAGAGCUAGGCCUCAAAACUGACAAAUAAAACAGGCCCACUCUUCAGGUAA